Molecule: messenger RNA, 1522 nt
Organism: Ananas comosus (pineapple)
Lineage: Eukaryota; Viridiplantae; Streptophyta; Magnoliopsida; Poales; Bromeliaceae
Exons: 8
Coding region: 87-1325 (412 amino acids)
Source: RefSeq, a predicted model, not a curated record
UAAUUGGCUUCUUACAAAGAUCCUGUUCAAGAUCCAGAUCUUCCAAGCGUUCGGCGAGUUCGAGUUCCCAGCUCUAAUUUUGAAAAAUGGUUCGAUCGAAAAGAUUGAGGGAUCAUGAAGUCACAAAUCUUGUGCUGGAUGAAUCUCAAACAAAUGGUGAUAACUCGUCAUCUAUCUUGCAAUCCACAUCCUUAGACCCUGAGCCUUCUUCAGACCGAUCACCUGCCUCAGAUUCGGAGUCUUUGGAAAGCCAACCUCAAGUAGAGGAGGAAGUUGAGAUUGAACGUGACGACACAGUAGAGAUAAUAGAUGAAAAAGGGAAUGUGAAAAAAAAACGAAUGAUGCGUGCAAAGGAUGUAUGGACUUUGCUGGCUAGUGAAAAAAUCAAAGUAGAAUGCAACCAAUUCGGGCAGCCAAUAAAGAAAGCCGGGGGCAUAUUAGGAGGUUGGCUAGGGACUGUAGCACGACGUGGAAAUAUAUGUCCUAUCCACUACAUAAGUUGGAAGAUCAUGCCUACAGAUCCAUUCAAACUAAAGAUCAUUAAUAUAACUCGAAGUAAGUUUUCUCUUCCCGGAGGUAUAAUGAAAGUUGAUGUUGAUGGUUGGAUAUUAAAAUCGGUGAGCAAAAAAUGGAAGGAUUAUAAAUAUGAUCUUAAAGCAAAGAGUAAAAUUAAUCAACACACACAACAAGAAGUAUCUAAAAGUGUGCCUCCAGAAGUUGUACCGCAACAAUGGAUCGAUCUUGUUCGCUAUUGGUAUUCGGAGAAAAGCGAGAAAUAUUCAAAGAUCGGCACGGCAUCGCGUAAAAAUCAUACAACUCCUCACACGACUGGUUCUAAGAGUUUUGCAAGGAAGCGAGAUGAAUUUGAAGAAAAAAAUAAAAAACAACCAGGACGUAUCGAGUUUUAUGCCAUAACGCACAAUAGCAAAGAUAAAGCUUACAUCAAUACAGCAUCAAACAAUUUUGUGGAAAACGCAAUGAAUGCUAUAGCAGCAAGUUCGGCAGCUGAACCAUCAAAAUCUAGUACUAAUCUGGAAAAUGAUUACAUCAAGAAUACUCUGAAAAGAGAUAAAUAUGGUCGAGUAUUGGGUUAUGGGAAUGGACCUACUCCAACAAAGAUUUUUGGUCUUCAAUCUCAGCUUAGGGACAUGGAUAAUGAACAAGAAGAUCCAAUGAAAGAAGAAGUCAAAAGGUUGAAAGCUAAAAUAGAAGUAAUGCAAAACAAACACGACUCAGAUAUGCUAGAGAUUAAGUCUCUAUUGCGGCAACUUGUUGGGCAAUCUGUUAAUUCCAGCACUGAUAUAAGAGAUCCAGCACCAAGUUAGAAUACAUUGGUUGAAUUUCUAAUCAGCUUUUGUUCAAGCCAUGAAAACUUCGCUACUUUAUGACUAGUAUGUUGUUUAUAUGUGCUAACUCUAAUUUUGGGUUGUUAAACUGAUGAUGUAUGGCUACUAUAUUACAAAGGUUGAGAAUAUGACUAGUAUGUUGUUUAUAUGUGCUAACUCUAAUUUUGGGUUGUUAA